AUGGGCAUCAAGUACUCUGUGCAGGCCCUGACACAGACCAAAGAAGGGGGGCUGGUACUGCAUCCAAAGUACUUCAAGUACCUGCAGAUCCAUUGCCCCAACUUUGCCAUGGAAGCGUGCAAAGUCACGACCAGGAUGCGCGAGAUCGUGCUGUCGUCUUGGGAAGCCAUCGCGAGCGGCAACACGCCAGGGAUGAAGGCCAAGGUGGCCCCUGGCAGCUCCCCCGUCGUGUUCUUCUACGACUACUUUUACGGGUCGUUGUUCAAGACUGCGCCCGAAGUGAAGCCACUGUUCCGGGCCAGUAUCAUCAUCCAAGGCAAGGCGCUGAUCAGCAUCGUGCAGACCGUGACCAACGAAGCGAACGUGGAGAACGCGAUUGAAAAGGUUGUGGACUUGGCAUAUCGCCACAACAAAUACAAGGUCAAGAUGGGCUACUACAACGUGUUGGGGAACGUGCUGCUGACCGCGGUCCGCGAGUGCUCGGGCGACGGCGUGUGGAAUGCCGAGAUGGAAGCGGCGUGGCGACAUGUGUAUGCUUUCAUGAUGACUGCUAUGUGCCCGAUAUUAUACCACGGACAACAAGACCCGACCGACAAGGAGAAGCAGAUGGCCAAGACGGGCAAGUACUUGCACAGUGUGACGUUUCGACGACCCAAAGAAGUCGAGCCGGCGACAUCCGUGAUUCCCACCGGCCAGUGUCCUGUACCCGGGAUGACAUCAAUCAACCCUGGACAGUGUCCUGUGCCCCACUAA
Molecule: messenger RNA, 753 nt
Organism: Aphanomyces astaci
Lineage: Eukaryota; Oomycota; Saprolegniomycetes; Saprolegniales; Verrucalvaceae
Exons: 1
Coding region: 1-753 (250 amino acids)
Biological process (GO): nitric oxide catabolic process; cellular response to nitrosative stress
Cellular component (GO): intracellular anatomical structure
Molecular function (GO): heme binding; oxygen binding; FAD binding
Source: RefSeq, a predicted model, not a curated record